AUGCCCGGAGAAGCGAUCGGCGGCGGCGGCGGGCGCGAGCCGCGGCGACCCGGGCUAGGCAGGGCGCGGGGCGCAGGCGGCGUGCACGGCGGCCCGGCCCCCCGGCGGGAGGGCCAUGCUCGCCCCUCGGGGCUCGGGCGCGGGGCCGCCGCGGGACCCCCACGCGCGCCUCUGGAGCUCGCGGGCUGCCCGCCUGCCGAGCGCCGGGCGGUGCGGCCUCGGCGGCCGGGCCCGCGUGUCCGUAUUUAUAGGUGCGCGCGCCCCGCGCUCGCGCUCCGGAGCGCUCUUUGCAAUAACACAGUAUCACGUGUGGGGAGUGGAACCUGGGAGGAAAACAAAGCCGGGGGCGGAGGCGGGCGGCGGGAGGAAGAGGAGGAGGACGGGGAGCGGGGCGCGUGGCGGGGCGGGGAAGGGCCGGGCAGCGCGGGGCGUCCCAGCGGCUCCCCGAGCGCGCGGAAGCCAGGACCUAACACUCAGAAAAACAACCUGGAACUUCCUCUUCUUCUCUGGGAAAACAUCAACAGGGUCGAGGACGUAGCUGGCCCUGGUAGAGGCCAGGGUCACGGUCACGGAGCUCGUGGAGGUAAGGCAGAAGACAAGGAAUGGAUCCGCGUCACCAAACUGUGCCACCUGGAUGAGGGGUUGAAGAUUAUGCCUGUGCCCAAGCAGACUCGAGCUGGCCAGUGCACCAGGUUCAAGUCAUUUGUAGCCACUGGCAACUACAAUGGCCAUGGCUGUCUGAGUGUUAAGUGCUCCAAGGAGGUGGCCACUGCCAUCCGGGGGGCCAUCAUCUUGGCCAAGCUCUCCAUCGUCCCUGUGCAGUGAGGUUACUGGAGGAACAAGAUUGGCAAGCCUCACACUGUCCCGUGCCAGGUGACAGGCCGCUGCGGUUCUGUGCUGGUGCGCCUCAUUCCUGCUCCCAGAGGCACUGGGAUUGUGUCAGCUCCUGUCCCCAAGAAGCUGUUGAUGAUGGCUGGCAUCUAUGACUGCUACACUUUAGCCAGAGGCUGUACUGCUACCUUGGACAACUUCGCCAAAGCCACUUUUAUUGCCAUCUCCAAGAACUACAGUUACCUGACCCCUGACCUCUGGAAAGAGACCGUGUUCACCAAAUCUCCUUAUCAGGAAUUCACUGCCCAACUUGUGAAAACCCACACCAGCGUCUCCGUGCAGAGGACCCAGGCUCCAGCUGUGGCUACCACAUAGAAUUUUAUACAAGAAUAAUAAAGUGAAUCAAGCCUGUU
Messenger RNA from Dipodomys spectabilis (banner-tailed kangaroo rat), 1244 nucleotides. Its product is annotated as 40S ribosomal protein S2-like. The record is from RefSeq and is a predicted model, not a curated record. The transcript is spliced from 3 exons. Gene Ontology annotation, biological process: translation. NCBI's taxonomy places the organism in Eukaryota, Metazoa, Chordata, Mammalia, Rodentia, Heteromyidae. Gene Ontology annotation, cellular component: ribosome; cytosolic small ribosomal subunit. Gene Ontology annotation, molecular function: RNA binding; structural constituent of ribosome.